AUGUCUACUUUUGAAACAACGGAAGAAUUUAAAACGCGUCAACAAAUCGAUCAACCGCUUGAGACACAAUUUAAUGGCUCUACCGAAUUCAUAUUGGUCAGUGAUCAUCAAACAUCCGCCAGACAGACGCGUAACUUUAGCGAUUUCUGUGCUGCUGGUUUGAAGAAUGUCUUUCGGAAAAAGACACUCUACAGACGUUUACCAAUCUUGCAAUGGUUGCCACAUUAUAAUCGCGAAGAUGCUAUUGGUGACUUGAUUGCGGGCAUAACUGUUGGUUUAACAGUUAUACCACAAGGUUUAGCCUACUCCGGUGUUGCUGGUUUGCCAACUCAGUACGGUCUUUAUGGCGCCUUCAUGGGCUGCUUUGUUUAUGUAAUACUCGGCACAUGCAAGGACAGCACCGUCGGCUCGACAGCCAUCGCAUCGCUGAUGGUCUUCCAAUUCGCCAAAGGUGUAUGGCAGCGUGCUGUGCUACUCACCUUUCUAACCGGUCUCAUAGAGUUACUAAUGGCACUAUUCCGGCUUAGUUUCAUAAUUGAAUUCGUAUCGGGACCAGUGAGUGCUGGUUUCACAAGCGCCGUCGCACUAAUCAUAACAACAUCGCAAAUAAAACAUAUUAUCGGCGUAAAGAAUGCCAAAGGCACCACAUUUCUCGAACGUUGGAUUAGUAUGAUCAGUGAUAUUGGCAACGUACGCAUGGCGGACACAAUACUCGGCUGCAGUUGUGUGCUCAUAUUGAUGUUGAUGCGUUCGAUGGGACGUAUCAGAGUGGGUCCCAAGGACAAUCGCAAAUGGUAUCAUGCUAUGGCGACAAGAGUAUUGUGGUUCUUGAGCGUGUCACGUAAUGCAACAUUAGUCAUUUUCUUCGCAGCGGUGAGCAUGUAUAUGAAAGCACAUGAUAUGAACUAUUUCCGACUAACGGGUUAUAUACCUGGUGGCUUGCCAGAGUUCGGACUGCCACCGUUCUCUAUUGAAGCCAAGCCAGGCAAUGAAACCACGGGAGAGCCAGCUGUAGAAGCGGAAACUUUCGUGGAGAUGGUGAAUAAUAUGGGUUAUGGUCUGAUCAUUGUGCCGCUCGUUGCGCUGCUGGAGAAUAUUGCGGCGUGUAAAGCGCUUGCUAAAGGAAAACCCAUCGACACUUCGCAGGAGUUAAUCGCUAUGGGUAUAGCAAAUGUGGCCAAUUCUUUUUUCCAGGGCUAUCGCGCCAAUGGCGGCCUUGCUCGUUCGGCUGUUAAUAAUGCCAGUGGCGUUCGUACGCCUUUGGGAAAUAUGUAUAUUGGUGCUAUUGUUGUGUUUGCUUUACUAUACCUAACCGACUUCUUCUACUACAUUCCCAAGGCGGUCUUGGCUUCCAUCAUUAUUUCGGCGGUGAUCUUUCAAGUGCAAUAUCAAGUAAUCGUGCCGAUGUGGCGAAGCAAGCGCACUGAUUUGAUACCAUACUUUGUGGCUUUUAUUGCUUGUUUGGUGAUGCCACUGGAGCUGGGUAUACUCUCAGCAAUUGGCGUGAAUUUGCUAUUCAUUCUAUAUCACUCCGCACGUCCCAAGGUGCGCUUGGAGACAUUAGAGACCAAAGACGGCUUGAAGUUCUUGAAGCUCACACCGGAUCGUUGUCUCAUCUUUCCCUCUGUUGAAUUUGUACGCAAUAUCGUUUUAAAAUUUGGCAACAAGACCACUCUACCCGUGGUCAUCGACUGCACGUACAUCUACAGCGCCGACUAUACGGCAGCCAAGGUGAUCUCUUCGCUCCUGGAUGAUUUCAAUCAACGCAAACAGAAGCUUAUAUUUUUUAAUUUAAAACCAAAUGUUGCACACAUUUUCGAUGGCUUAAAUGUCAACUUGACAUUAUGCUAUAACACCACUGCUUUAACUCAGGCGCUUAGUGAGAGUGAAGAGGGUGGUGAGAUCAAUUUAGCACUAGAACCUGAUAUAGAGACUGGUGUACGAAUGAGUACUGAAUCAUUGAACUCGGCGAGCACUGUUGACGUUUCACUUAACGUCAGUACUGAUAAGAUAACGAAGUUGUAGAUAUUAUAAAAAACGUUUUUUCGGGGUAUACGUAUAAGCUAUUAUUUAGUUAUAAGUAUAUAUACAAGUACUGAUCUGGAAAAACUUUUUCUAUGGUCGAAUAUAAUAAUAAUAAUAU
Molecule: messenger RNA, 2143 nt
Organism: Ceratitis capitata (Mediterranean fruit fly)
Lineage: Eukaryota; Metazoa; Arthropoda; Insecta; Diptera; Tephritidae
Product: sodium-independent sulfate anion transporter
Exons: 5
Coding region: 1-2025 (674 amino acids)
Biological process (GO): transmembrane transport
Cellular component (GO): membrane
Molecular function (GO): sulfate transmembrane transporter activity
Source: RefSeq, a predicted model, not a curated record